Messenger RNA from Cynocephalus volans (Philippine flying lemur), 723 nucleotides. RefSeq names its product SRY-box transcription factor 14 (gene SOX14). The transcript has a single exon. Bases 1 to 723 code for a protein of 240 amino acids. Lineage: Eukaryota; Metazoa; Chordata; Mammalia; Dermoptera; Cynocephalidae. The record is from RefSeq and is a predicted model, not a curated record. Gene Ontology annotation, biological process: anatomical structure morphogenesis; regulation of DNA-templated transcription; cell differentiation. Gene Ontology annotation, molecular function: RNA polymerase II cis-regulatory region sequence-specific DNA binding; DNA-binding transcription factor activity, RNA polymerase II-specific.
AUGUCCAAACCUUCAGACCACAUCAAGCGGCCCAUGAACGCCUUCAUGGUAUGGUCCCGGGGCCAGCGGCGCAAGAUGGCCCAGGAAAACCCCAAGAUGCACAACUCGGAGAUCAGCAAACGCCUAGGCGCCGAAUGGAAGCUUCUGUCCGAGGCAGAGAAGAGGCCGUACAUCGACGAGGCCAAGCGGUUACGCGCCCAGCACAUGAAGGAGCAUCCCGACUACAAGUACCGGCCGCGGCGCAAGCCCAAGAACCUGCUCAAGAAGGACAGGUAUGUCUUCCCCCUGCCCUACCUGGGCGACACGGACCCGCUCAAGGCGGCUGGCCUGCCCGUGGGGGCCUCCGACGGCCUCCUGAGCGCGCCCGAGAAAGCCCGGGCCUUCUUGCCUCCGGCCUCGGCGCCUUACUCCCUGCUGGACCCCGCGCAGUUUAGCUCGAGCGCCAUCCAGAAGAUGGGUGAAGUGCCCCACACCUUGGCCACCGGCGCGCUGCCCUACGCAUCCACCCUGGGCUACCAGAACGGCGCUUUCGGCAGCCUCAGCUGCCCCAGCCAGCACACGCACACGCACCCGUCCCCCACCAACCCGGGCUACGUGGUGCCCUGUAACUGUACCGCCUGGUCUGCCUCCACCCUGCAGCCCCCCGUCGCCUACAUCCUCUUCCCAGGCAUGACCAAGACUGGCAUAGACCCUUAUUCGUCAGCCCACGCCACGGCCAUGUAA